This is a messenger RNA of Panonychus citri (citrus red mite), 2110 nucleotides long. Its product is annotated as heterogeneous nuclear ribonucleoprotein M-like. The coding region runs from base 185 to 1558 and encodes 457 amino acids. Gene Ontology annotation, molecular function: mRNA binding. The record is from RefSeq and is a predicted model, not a curated record. Gene Ontology annotation, cellular component: cytoplasm; nucleus. The transcript is spliced from 3 exons. NCBI's taxonomy places the organism in Eukaryota, Metazoa, Arthropoda, Arachnida, Trombidiformes, Tetranychidae.
CAAUUUCUUUCUUUCUUUUUUCCUUCUUCUUUUCCUUCAUCUUUUUUUUUCUUGUUUUUUUAUCCAUCUACUUAUCAUCUACUUUUACCUGUCUAUUUCUUCUGUCUGUCAAGUUUCCUCUGUCUUUCUAUUUUCGCUAAAUUUAUUCGCUCUUCUCUUUUCUCCCUUUUCUCUCUCAAACCCGAUGUACCAUCAGUUAAAAAUGUCCGAUCGAGAUAUGAGAAAUAAUGGUUCGGAUGGUUUGAAUGACUAUAAGAAGGAUGCCAAAGGAUGGAACCGAAAUUUAGGUAAUCGUGGUGGUAGUGGUAGUGGCGGCGGCGGUGGUGGUGGUGGUGGUGGAGGCGGCGGAGGCGGUGGACGUCGCAGAUCUCGAUCACCAAUUGACCGACAUCGAGGAGGUGGUAGUGUCAGUGGCGGUGGAGGUGUUGGAAUUGGUGCAGGAGGUGAUAAGGCUUCUCGUCGAGUGUAUGUUGCCAAUGUUCCCUUUGAUAUCAAAUGGAAUGAUCUAAAAGACUUAUUCAGGGAGAAAGUGGGCAAUGUUGUCUAUUGUCAACUGUUUGAAGAUGAAAAAGGUCAAUCAAGAGGCUGUGGUUUAGUUGAAUUUCAGGAUGCAUCCUCUGCCCAGAAAGCAAUUUCAACAUUACAUAGGUACAAUUUUCGUAAUCGUGAGCUUGUCGUUAAGGAAGAUCUAGACUGUGAAAGAGAUCGCUUUGGUCGAUUAAUAUUACCCGAUGCAAAAAGAGGAGGAGGAAGUAUCAAGGAUUCAAGAGAACGUGAAAUAAUACCCCGAGAAAGGGAUAUUUAUGAUAGACCUGCUGGACUUAAUCAAUCAAUCAAUUACACCACUUAUGGUCUGAGUCCGCAAUUUCUUGAAAGUCUAGGUGUAUCUGGACCUUUGAAUAACAGAAUUUUUGUCGCCAAUCUUGAUUUCAAAGUUGGAGAGAAAAAACUUGAAGAAAUUUUCAGACUUUCUGGUAAAGUCUUACGAGUUCGUCUUUACACCGAUUCAUCAAAUAAUAGUAAAGGACAUGGAACAGUUGAAUUUGAACAUCCAGUAGAAGCAGUUCAAGCCAUUUCCAUGUUUCACAAUCAAAAGCUAUAUGGACGUCCAAUGAGCAUACGAAUGGACAAAUAUGAAUGUGAAGAAAUGCCGGAAGAAUUACCUAGUAAAUUACCUGCUGGUCUUGAAGGUGUCGGCAAGGGUCUAGGUAUUGGCGGUCAACCUCUCGAUAUUGGUAAAAGUUUAAUGAACAACUUUAUCAAUGCAUCACCAGUCCAACCACCGCCACCCGCAGCACAACCCAUACAACCAAUUCAACCUAUUCAACCCAUACAACCCAUACAACCUAUUCAACCUAUUCCACCACAUAAUUCUGGUAUCAAUGCUUUUGGUGGUAUGGCUGGUAUGGCCGCUACGGGUAACAUGUCCCAAUUGUCCAUGUUACAACAAGGUUUGACUCCGGGUUUAUCAGCAACGCAGCCAGUACCUUCAAAUUCUUACAACUAUUCAAAUACUGAAUCGAAGAGUUUAUCUUAUUCUAGAUUGUGUGGAUCGUAAUCACCUUAAUCAACUCAUUAGUUAAUUAACACCCAACAAAGAGAUGCCAAUUUUUGGUGAUAAAACUAAACGUCCAACUGAAAGUAAGUAUUUCAAUUAUAUUAAAUUGGGAAAAAUUUGUUACUCCAAGAAUAUCAUGAAAUCAACUGAGUCUUAUGAAACUUUUUCUAUGACGAUGAGUAUUAUAAACAAACUUGUAAACAAUAAAAAAAACAAUUCAUUGACAUUAUAAGUUAAUGAUUAACUAUCACACAAUCAACUUAAUCAUCUUCAUCUCUCCUGGUUAAUGAUACACCAUAGAAUCAUCAUGGUGAUUGUUAUUGGAUUUUUUUUUCUCUACCUGGAAACUAUCAAUUCAUUGAUCGUACCCAAGCUAUUCAAUAAUAGUGAAAGUAAAAUUUGAUAUGUAGAUCAAUUUAUUUGGAAACUAUUAACCAAUAAGCCAAUCAAUUGAUUCUAAUCGUUGAACAUUAACCAAAUUUACUGCUAAUCAAAAAUCAAUCAAAUGAGUUAAUAUAAAAGAAAACAAAUAAAACGUUUCCAAUGUUUGAA